This is a messenger RNA of Porites evermanni, 1720 nucleotides long. Lineage: Eukaryota; Metazoa; Cnidaria; Anthozoa; Scleractinia; Poritidae. The record is from the annotation of a GenBank genome assembly.
CAUCUUUCCGGAACAGCUAAGAACUGUGCUGAACUAUACAAAGCUGGCAAAACAAUCAGCGGUGUGUACACAAUCGACCCUGAUGGUGAAGGUGCCUUUGAUGUGUUCUGUGAUCAAAACACAACCGGAGGGGGAUGGACAGUGUUCCAGAAGAGACUGGACGGCUCGGUUUCUUUUUAUCGUUACUGGGAUGACUACAAAAAUGGGUUUGGUAACCUGAAUGGUGAGUUCUGGCUUGGAUUGGACAAAAUUUACCGCCUGACGGAAAAAAAACGCAACCGCCUUCGAGUCGAUCUGGAGGAAACUACAGGCGACACUGCUUACGCUGAAUAUGACAUGUUUGCACUUACAAACGAAACGACUAAAUACAAGCUCAGUCUAGGAAUGUACUCAGGUAUCGUGCUUGGAAUGUAUAUGAUUUUGAUAUACAGUAUUUUGUGCUCGUGUCUUAAUUAUUCGUUGUAUGUUUGUUCAGGUUAGCGGUUUCUUGCAAACUUGAAAACUUUUCUAGUAAGUUUCAAAAGGAGCUCAGUUACUUUCCAAACGUAGCCCCUAUCUUGCACUUCAUUCAUGUAUUCCACUCCAAACAUUCCUGGUAAAAUGACCUUGUAUGAAUCCUAGGAACUGCUGGUGACUCAUUAACGUCGUUUCAUCGAGACCAGCCGUUUAGCACUAGAGACCAAGAUCAUGAUGCCGACCCAGAAAACUGCGCUGUGACCUACAGAGGAGCCUGGUGGUACUCUAAUUGCCAUCGUUCAAACUUGAAUGGUUUUUAUUACAAUGGUUUACAUUCAUCAUUUGCUGAUGGUGUCAACUGGUAUACAUGGAAAGGAUAUAAGUAUUCUGCCAAGAGAGCUGAGAUGAAAAUCAGACCGGUCAACUGUGUGCAAUGUAUGUACAGUAUAACGUCGUGAUUGUUUACAUGUAACAAACUAAAUGUCAAAAUAUCAUGUCCCUGAAACUUUUUAGGAAUUCCCAGGCAGAAAAAUAACCAUUUUAGGCUUAACUGAGUCAAUAUAAUAAGUUGAAUGUCAAUAAUAUAUAAUUUCAUUACUGAAUUUUACUUGCCAACUAUACAUACAUUCAUUCUCGCAAGACCUAGCAGAGUAAUAUUUGAUUCCACUAAAUCAUCAUGAAGCUUGCAAGCCCUGGUUUUGUGGUUUUAAUUGGUAUUGCUAUGUGUGAGCGAAAGAGGACGGACACAAAGCUUAAAUAACAUGACACAUUUGGNAGGUAUCGUGCUUGGAAUGUAUAUGAUUUUGAUAUACAGUAUUUUGUGCUCGUGUCUUAAUUAUUCGUUGUAUGUUUGUUCAGGUUAGCGGUUUCUUGCAAACUUGAAAACUUUUCUAGUAAGUUUCAAAAGGAGCUCAGUUACUUUCCAAACGUAGCCCCUAUCUUGCACUUCAUUCAUGUAUUCCACUCCAAACAUUCCUGGUAAAAUGACCUUGUAUGAAUCCUAGGAACUGCUGGUGACUCAUUAACGUCGUUUCAUCGAGACCAGCCGUUUAGCACUAGAGACCAAGAUCAUGAUGCCGACCCAGAAAACUGCGCUGUGACCUACAGAGGAGCCUGGUGGUACUCUAAUUGCCAUCGUUCAAACUUGAAUGGUUUUUAUUACAAUGGUUUACAUUCAUCAUUUGCUGAUGGUGUCAACUGGUAUACAUGGAAAGGAUAUAAGUAUUCUGCCAAGAGAGCUGAGAUGAAAAUCAGACCGGUCAAC